UCCUCACUUCUUUCAAAGCUACCAGAUAGCAAGAACAGUUGAACAAUAUCUAUUCAACGUGAAAGCUAUAGUUUAGCGACUAAAAUUCAACAUACAAAGAUAUAAUGGCAUCAAAUGGAAAAACUUCAUAUUCACUUUGCGAAGAUAUUCGUACUAAUGACCCGGAAAUGUAUGAAAUCAUCGUGAAGGAGAAAGAAAGACAAAGAAGAGGCCUGGAAUUAAUUGCAUCAGAGAAUUUCGCAAGUAGAGCUUCUCUUCAAGCUCUGGGAAGUUGUUUAAAUAAUAAGUACUCUGAAGGUCAACCAGGCCAGAGAUAUUAUGGCGGUAAUGAACAUAUUGAUGAUAUGGAAAGAUUAACCCAAAAAAGAGCUUUAAAAGCGUUCAAUCUUGAUGCUAGUGAAUGGGGUGUCAACGUUCAACCACUUUCCGGAAGUCCUGCCAAUUUUGCUGUUUACACUGCCUUAGUUGAACCCCAUGGCCGUAUUAUGGGUCUUGAUCUCCCCGAUGGCGGUCACUUGACUCAUGGUUUCUAUACCCCCACAAAAAAGAUUUCGGCUACAUCCAUCUUUUUCGAAUCUAUGCCAUAUCGUCUUGAUCAAAACACCGGUUUGAUCGAUUAUGACAAGCUGCAAGAAAAUGCAAAACUAUUUAAACCAAGAAUGAUAAUUGCUGGAAUUAGCUGUUAUUCUAGAAAUUUAGAUUAUAAGAGGUUUAGAGAAAUAGCAGAUGAAAAUAAUUCCUUAUUGAUGGCAGAUAUGGCUCAUAUAUCUGGUCUAGUUGCUGCUGGAGUUGUUCCAUCUCCUUUCGAAUAUUGUGAUAUUGUUACAACAACAACUCACAAAACUUUGAGAGGACCACGAUCUGGCAUGAUCUUCUACAGACGAGGUGUAAGAAAGAUCUCAAAAUCAGGAGAAAAGAUUAUGUGGGAUAUCGAAAAGAAAAUUAAUGAAGCCGUUUUCCCAGGACUUCAAGGUGGUCCCCACAAUCAUGCCAUUGCUGGAGUAGGUAUUGCUCUAAAGCAAGCCGAUACUGAUGACUUUAAAAAAUAUUCCAAACAAGUUGUUCUCAAUUGCCAGAGAAUGUGCAAGAAACUUAUGGAAUUGGGCUAUACAAUUGUAUCCGGAGGCUCUGACAAUCAUUUGUGCCUUGUUGAUUUAAGACCUAAUGGCGUUGAUGGCGCUAGAGCCGAAAAAGUUUUGGAAGAUGUGUCUAUAGCCGUUAACAAGAACACUUGUCCAGGCGAUAAGAGCGCCUUAAAGCCUAGUGGGCUUAGACUUGGAACUGCUGCUCUAACCUCUAGAAAUUUGACCGAGGCGGACUUUGAAAAAGUUGUUGAAUUUUUCGAUAGAGCUGUUAAGAUCGCUAUUGAAGCAAAUAAGGAAAGUGAACCGACGCUAAAAUCAUUUAAAGAGAUCAUUGCUACUGAGAAAUAUACUAAACAGAUUUCAAGUCUAAAGGAAGCUGUUGAAUCGUUUGCUCUAAAAUUUCCAAUACCAGGACACGAUGACAUGUAA
Molecule: messenger RNA, 1514 nt
Organism: Dimorphilus gyrociliatus
Lineage: Eukaryota; Metazoa; Annelida; Polychaeta; Dinophilidae
Source: the annotation of a GenBank genome assembly